CAACUAAGUGAUAAGUUUACGCUUGAUGAAGUAGCAAAAGUGGUUACAGAUAAAUUGGGUAAACCAGAAAAUGGAGGAUCAUUACGUUACAUUGUUAAAGGUAAAGAAUUUUCUGCCGACGAUCCACGUGAAUUUGAAGGACAAAAGAAACUUAUAACCAGUGGUGUAACGGUAUAUGUUUGCCAGCGUAUGAGAAGAGGAAGUAAGUUGUUCGUUCAAAAAUUAUCUUAUAUAAAGAUGACAUGCUGGCAAAUAGUAACUAGUUAGGAGUUUUAUAAAACUUACAUACGGCCAGCUGCUCUUUACUUAUUGCUUACGUAGCUUCAGCCUUCUGUUAGUACUAGCAUUCAUAUUCCGCCCCAUUGUACUCUUUUGUCGAGUUAGUUUACUCUCUAAAAAAAAUAGGCAGUUUAAAAAACACAAACGGCUUUUUAUUCCUGUUUGUAAACCCAAAAGGGUAUAGU
Didymodactylos carnosus is the source of this 464-nucleotide messenger RNA. The record is from the annotation of a GenBank genome assembly. NCBI's taxonomy places the organism in Eukaryota, Metazoa, Rotifera, Eurotatoria, Philodinida, Philodinidae.